Camellia sinensis is the source of this 763-nucleotide messenger RNA. The record is from RefSeq and is a predicted model, not a curated record. NCBI's taxonomy places the organism in Eukaryota, Viridiplantae, Streptophyta, Magnoliopsida, Ericales, Theaceae.
AUGCCUCCGCGGGAACUUCAAAUCCAAUCUUCGACGUGUGGCUCGUUGUUACUCGCCAAGAUCAUGGUGUAUCCUUUUUUAGUAUGUUGCGACCCCUCCGAGAGGCUUGCUGGAGAAGCUUGUUCAAACAAAGCACUAAGAUUAAAAAAAGAAAAGAAAACAACUGAUGUAAGAGACUUGUUAUUCGAAAGAGAGGAGAGGAACGAAGAGACAAGGGAAGAAACGAAAAAGCUUUGUUGUUGGACUUCGUCAGAGUUGGUCCGCGUGGACGAUGGAACCGUGGACUCUCACUGUAGUGAGAGCGCCCAAAGCUCCUCCAAUGGCGAAAGUGGGACUCCGAAGAAGAUAGUGGCUUCUGUUGCUGCUGCUGCUGUUGCAGGGGGGGUUCUUGUGGGGUCAUCAUCAUCUGGCUUAGAAGAACAAAAGGGUAACAAGAAACUGAUGGUAGCACCAGGAUCAGGAGGGGCCUCUCAUAUCCCUAGGAAAGAUUUUGAGAAUGACCCAGCUAGUUAUUUCCGCAACCAUCAUCUUAAGAGUGGAAGAUAAACAACUUGGUCUUAUGGGUUUCGACAGGGAUUGGGUUUCUUUUGUUGUUCUCUUCUUUUUGAAGCUAGCUGUGGUUCGAUCCUGUUGGUCUAAUAGCAAGAAUAUGUAUAUAUAGUUUUGGUUUUGGCAUUUUGGCCAAGCAUCUUUUAUUUUUAAAUAUUGUGUCUUCUCUUAUGUUGUAAUGCAAAAUCAAUCCCUCUGCUAAAUUAUGUGAAAA